GAUCAAUUUGAUGAGACGUAUCCAAGGACAGCCCAACCUCACAAGUCACGACCGAGCAGGGGGCUCGCAUCACUGGCACGGUUGAAGCGGCGAGUCGCAAGGAUCAUGGGCUCCGGACGAACAACAAUCUCUUUGAUCGUUUCAUGGGCUUGGACUCCUGGGACCAUCAAAACUGCUGGGAAGAGCGGCCUCGACUGA
Puccinia graminis f. sp. tritici CRL 75-36-700-3 is the source of this 198-nucleotide messenger RNA. RefSeq lists its product as uncharacterized. The transcript has a single exon. The annotation marks the transcript as partial. The record is from RefSeq and is a predicted model, not a curated record. Lineage: Eukaryota; Fungi; Basidiomycota; Pucciniomycetes; Pucciniales; Pucciniaceae.